GGUAGGCGGCACGCGAAUUUGAGUAUCAAUGCCGUUUCAGAUUCCGUUACAAAGCAUACAGUUUAAUGGCUGUAGCUGAUAGUUCAAAAAAUAGCUCAGAAACGAUCAGCACGUACAGUCGUACGCUGUUGUCACUUCAUGAAUGGGAUGCUAAUUCACCCCUGGGAAUUACCUACGUACGCCCCUGGACUAUGGUCACUACGGAUCAAAUCAAAGUUCGAAUUUCAAAGUGCGCAUUCAUCUUGUUGCAUUUUUAAUCCCCAAUUUGUUAUGAUAGGCAGAGGAAUAAGACUAUUAAGCAACAUGGCCAUGGCAAAUCCUCGUUUAGAUGGUAAAGUGGCCGUCGUCACAGCGUCUACAGAGGGAAUUGGUUUUGCUAUAGCCAAAAGACUAGCCCAAGAAGGUGCAAAAGUGGUGGUCAGCAGUCGCAAUAAAGCGAAGGUCGACGCCGCAAUAUCUCAACUGAAAAAAGAGGGGCUUGGUGAAAAGGUCAUUGGUGCAGUGUGCCAUGUUGGUAAAGCGGAGGAUCGAAAGAGAAUUUUUGAUGAAGCGGCCAAGUUAGGUGGGUUGGAUAUAUUGGUGUCGAAUGCCGGCGUCAGCCCGGCAAUGGGUCCCAUUCUUGACUGUAGUGAACAAGUAUGGGAUAAGAUUUUCGAAUUAAAUGUGAAAGCCGGUUUUCUGUUGGCGAAAGAUGCCAUGCCACACUUCAAGAAACGGGGAGGAGGAAAGAUUAUUUUCAUCUCGUCGAUUGGAGGCUAUCAGCCCAUUCCGUUUAUAGGUGCUUAUUGCGUGAGCAAAACUGCUCUUCUGGGUUUAACAAAAGUAAUUGCUAGUGACGUGGCAGGAGACAAUGUGACAGUGAAUUGUAUCGCCCCGGGCAUAAUUGAAACCAAGUUUUCCCAGCCACUUAUAAGCGAGGAGGCAAACCAAGAACACAUUGUGUCACUUACAGCUUUGAAAAGGCUUGGGAAACCGAAUGACGUAGCCGGUGUUGCGGCUUUCUUAGCAUCCAGUGAUUCAGAUUAUAUUACCGGAGAAACGAUCUUAGUAACCGGUGGAAUACCUGCAAGACUAUAAGGCGUAUUUUACACUUUAAUGUUCAUUUACAUAAGAGAAAUACAUAAAACUUUAGCCUACAA
Photinus pyralis (common eastern firefly) is the source of this 1139-nucleotide messenger RNA. RefSeq names its product dehydrogenase/reductase SDR family member 4 (gene Dhrs4). The record is from RefSeq and is a predicted model, not a curated record. Gene Ontology annotation, molecular function: carbonyl reductase (NADPH) activity. The transcript has 6 exons. The coding region runs from base 139 to 1077 and encodes 312 amino acids. Lineage: Eukaryota; Metazoa; Arthropoda; Insecta; Coleoptera; Lampyridae.